AUGUCCUCCCACCUCCACCCGCCCCUGCUCAUCCCUCCCAUCCUCUUCCUCCUCCUCUCCCUCUCCAUGACUUCCACCUCUACUGCUCCUCCCCCAUCUUCCCUCCUCUCCUUCUCCCCGCCGGAAGGAGGUCUCACGCAUCUGGUGGUCCACAACAAAACCGGAGAGGUCUACUUGGGCGCCGUCAACUGGAUCUACAAGCUGUCCAGCAACCUCACCAAGCUACGGAGCCACGUCACCGGACCUGUCACGGACAACCCUCGCUGUUACCCUCCGCCUGGCGUCCAGUCCUGCCCCCAUGAGCUGGUGCAGACUUCUAAUGUCAAUAAACUCCUCCUACUUGAUGCGGCCCACAACCGCUUAAUUGCAUGUGGGAGUACUUCCCAGGGAAUAUGCCAGUUCCUGCGUCUGGAUGAUUUAUUCAAGCUCGGCGAGCCCCACCACCGUAAAGAGCACUACCUAUCCAGCGUCGCCGAGGCAGGCACCAUGUCCGGCGUCGUGAUCUCCCCAGAUAUCUUCGGCGGCGGUGGGAAGCUUUUUGUCGGCACUCCCAUCGACGGGAAAUCUGAAUACUUCCCAACGCUGUCGAGUCGCAAGCUGAUGUCCAACGAGGAGAACGCCGACAUGUUCAGCUUCGUCUACCAGGAUGAGUUCGUCUCCUCUCAGCUCAAGAUUCCCUCAGACACGCUCUCUAAGUUCCCCGCGUUUGACAUCUACUACAUCUACGGCUUCAACAGCGAGCAGUUUGUGUAUUACCUCACCCUGCAGCUCGACACCCAGCUCACUUCGCCCGACGCGAGCAGCGAGCAGUUCUUCACCUCUAAGAUCGUCCGCCUGUGCGUCGACGAUCCCAAGUUCUACUCCUACGUUGAAUUCCCCAUCGGCUGCACCAAGGACGGAGUGGAGUACCGCUUGGUUCAGGAUGCUUACUUGGCCCGGCCGGGAACCCGUUUGGCACGUUCGCUUGGCAUUCAAGAUCACGAGGAGGUUCUGUUUACUGUAUUCGCCCAGGGUCAAAAGAACAGAGCCAAACCGCCCAAGGAGUCGGCUUUGUGUCUGUUCACAAUGAGGCAGAUAAAGGAGAAGAUUAAAGAGAGGAUUCAGUCGUGCUACAGAGGAGAAGGAAAACUCUCCCUGCCCUGGCUGCUCAACAAGGAGCUGGCCUGCAUCAACUCGCCUUUGCAGAUAGACGAUAACUUCUGCGGCCAGGACUUCAACCAGCCUCUAGGGGGCACCACGGCCAUCGAGGGCAUCCCGCUCUACGUGGACAAGGACGACGGCAUGACCUCCGUGGCGGCCUACGACUACCGCGGGCACACCGUCGCGUUCGCCGGCACUCGCAGCGGACGCAUGAGGAAGAUACGUGUGGACCUGAAGCCGCGUGUGUCACAACGCAUGCGGGGUUACCACGGCAACACAGAUGCUGUUGAUUAUCUCUGUUACACAUGUCAGAGUCGGAGGAAUCUCUCCCCGACGCGUACGUAG
This is a messenger RNA of Stegastes partitus (bicolor damselfish), 1485 nucleotides long. RefSeq names its product plexin-A1-like. The coding region runs from base 1 to 1485 and encodes 494 amino acids. Gene Ontology annotation, cellular component: semaphorin receptor complex; plasma membrane. The transcript is spliced from 3 exons. Gene Ontology annotation, molecular function: semaphorin receptor activity; protein binding. Gene Ontology annotation, biological process: regulation of cell migration; semaphorin-plexin signaling pathway. Lineage: Eukaryota; Metazoa; Chordata; Actinopteri; Pomacentridae. The record is from RefSeq and is a predicted model, not a curated record.